This is a messenger RNA of Closterium sp. NIES-65, 2556 nucleotides long. NCBI's taxonomy places the organism in Eukaryota, Viridiplantae, Streptophyta, Zygnematophyceae, Desmidiales, Closteriaceae. The record is from the annotation of a GenBank genome assembly.
AUGAGGCUCUUAUACACGGGAGGCCAGGCCAUGCCCAUGAUCGCCAGCAGCCCCACGAGACGACCGUAUCUCAUCGACACGUUAGCGCUGGUGCGGCGGCUGGAGGCGGAGGGGCUGACGGCGCGGCAGGCGGAGGCGAUAACGCAGCUGAUCGCGGAGGUGCUGCACGACAGCCUCGACUCCGUCGCUCACACCUUCGUCUCCAAACCCGACCUCAACAAGUCGGAAAUGGUGGCGGAAGCAGCUCUGGUGAAGCUCAAGGCGGACGUGCAGAGCACGCUGGACUUGAAAUUCGCGGCGUUGCAGAGGGAGGUGGAGGGGCUCAAGAUUGGCGUGGACAAGGUGAAGAGCGAGAUACGAUACGAGGUGGACAAGGUGACGGCGGGGCAGAGGCUCGACUUGAAUCUUGAGAAGGGGCGGGUGAAGGAGGAGAUGAACGUGCAACUACAGGAGAUGAAUAUCUUGUCAAAUAAGCUGGAUAAGGAAAUAAACAAUCUGAAGACACAACUUGAAGCAGCGAAGUUUGAAAUUAUUCGGUAUUGCAUAGGUACAUUGGUUUCUAUCAGUGCUCUCGGGUUGGGUAUUCUUCGCCUCACCAUGUGCUUUGCCACCCCGACACCUGGGAGCCCCUCACAGAGCCCCUCACAGAGCCCCUCACAGAGCCCCUCACAGAGCCCCUCACAGAGCCCCUCACAGAGCCCCUCACAGAGCCCCUCACAGCCCCUCAUAGAGCCCCUCACAGAGCCCCUCACAGAGCCCCUCACAGAGCCCCUCACAGAGCCCCUCAUAGAGCCCCUCACAGAGCCCCUCACAGAGCCCCUCACAGAGCCCCUCAUAGAGCCCCUCACAGAGCCCCUCAUAGAGCCCCUCACAGAGCCCCUCAUAGAGCCCCUCACAGAGCCCCUCAUAGAGCCCCUCACAGAGCCCCUCAUAGAGCCCCUCAUAGAGCCCCUCACAGAGCCCCUCAUAGAGCCCCUCACAGAGCCCCUCGCGGGAGCCCCUAGCCUCACCGGGGCCCUCCAUACGCUCCCCCUUGACACGGCGGUACCUGCUGCUGGCGUUCCCAAGGAUUCUACACUCGAUUCGGGAUACACACAGCAGCACUGCUACACGCUCAACAGCGCGGAAUAUGACCCACGCGUCUCCCAUGCCUCCCAAUCUCACGCCCCCUCUCCACUCACCUCCUCUCCGUCCCCACGUUUCAUCGCUCUCCCCGCAUCGCGAAACACUCUGCGACCGCUCAGCGUCCCCCGUCCCCCCCUUCCCCCCAACCGCCACUCCACCCGCUCCUGCGACUCGCAUCGCCCACUCUCGCCCCCGCGUGUUGCUCUCCACACCGCACCUGGCGGUGUGAGGGGCAGCACUGAGCAGCCACCAGGGCUUGGCGCGCAGCACAGCUGGGUGCAGUCAUAUCCCAUAUCUCUUGCUCGCUCUCUUCCAACUCCACUCGCCUUCUCUCCACGCUCACCUGUCGUUUGGAGCCCCACUUCCCUCUCUCCCCACUUCCCUCUCUCCCCACUUCCCUCUCUCCCCACUCCUUUGAUGCCCACCCUGGUCUUCCAGAUCCCUCCCCUUCAUCUACCCCUUUGCAGCUGGUGGGGAUCUCUCCCCCUCAACUACCCUGCGCAGCUGGUGGGCGUGACAAGAGGCGGGGUGAGUGCAGUGACCAGAGCUGUGCGCGCAUGGGAGGCACUGUACCUCUAUUGCUCCCUUCUUCUCACCCCCCCUUCUCGUUCAACUCCCGGUCCCUUGUUCCCUCCUCACCUCUCCUCACCUUCCUUCAUCUUCCCUCACCUCUCCUCACCUCCCCUCAUCUCCGCGCAUCGCUCCUCAUCUUGUAUCAUCUCUCUUCUCCCAGAGAGCAUCUUGUGGAUGAGCGCAUUGUGUUCUCUUCUCUUCACUUCACCCCAUGCCACAGUACAGCACUUCAACCUGGGAUGGACAUGGGCUCUCUCCGUCCCUCCACCGUCCACUGAUCCCGCUAAGACCACCACCGCCACCACCAAAUCCGCUCUCUCCCCUCCACCUCCUCCCUCUCCUCGCCUUGCAUGUGUGGGAGAUGCCAUGUGUGUGGCAGCGCGCUCGCUCUUCCUCACCCCCCCAUGGACCAUGAACCCCCUCAGAGUCAUUUUCUCCGACUCCUUCCCUCGUCUCCCCGCUCCUCCUCUCACACCCACCACGGCACCCACCCACUCGCACCCCACCGCCACCACCAUCACCCUCUCCUCCUCCGCUGCCUCUACAAGCCCUGAGUCUGGCCGCAGCAUGGGCACGCCACCACCAGGCAUCUCGCUCACAGCAGCAUACUCUGUGGGCAGUGGCACGGUCCAAGGCCACUUCCUGGAGGGGGAAGAGCGGUUUCUGGUGGGCAUGGACGGCAACAAGGAUGUGUGGUUCGAGAUCCUCUCCAUAUCACGCCCGGCCAACCCACUCGCCCUUGCCUUCUCUCCUCUCGCAAGGUUCAUGCAGCGUAGAUUCGCUCAAGAUGCCAUGGGCUCGCUUAGAGGGCUCUUGCAGAACGAGACUGCUACCGUAGUUUGGAGGGGAAGUGAGUGA